UGUGAUGUAACACAAAUCUACAGUAACCAAAUCGGGAUGGUUGGGAGGCGCGGGGGAGACGCCUCCAACAGGCACUGCUCCUCCCGGCGGCAGCGAGGGCGGAGUUAACCAACUUUACGCCGAGUGGAGUGGACGACGGAUAGUUAUGUGCUCAGUCGGACCAGUUGACCCUUCGCUAGGGUUAAAGUGAUUAUUUAUUUAUUUAUUUAUUGUUAUCCCUUCAUUGCUUUGUAACUCUUGGCGCAGCGUCAAAAUGAUGCGCUUCCUGCUGCUCUUCAGUCGCCAGGGAAAGCUGCGUCUGCAGAAGUGGUUCACGCCCAUGUCAGAACGUGAGAAGAAGAAGAUUAUCAGGGACAUGACCACAAUGGUGUUGGCACGGCAACCACGCUCCUGCAACUUCCUGCACUGGAAAGACCUAAAGAUUAUUUACAAAAGGUACGCAAGCUUGUACUUCUGCUUGGCCAUAGAGAACCAGGAGAAUGAGCUGAUAGCCCUGGAGGUUAUCCAUCGCUACGUGGAGCUGCUGGACAAAUACUUUGGCAAUGUGUGUGAGCUGGACAUAAUCUUUAACUUUGAGAAGGCCUAUUUUAUCCUGGAUGAGUUUCUAAUGGGAGGCGAAAUACAAGAAACCUCCAAACAAAUGGUGAAUCGCUCCAUGGAAGCCUCGGACAUGUUACAGGAGGAUGACAUCAGUGAGUGGUAUGAGGUGGAGCUGUUUGGAUGACAUGGAAUAUGGACAGAAAGACCAUGGAGGAGUAUAUGAGCAAACCUGCAUUUUAACCCAUGGGGACGAAGGACACAAGGAACAUCGGGGAGGAACCGAAUGUACUGUAUUUGAGUCAAAGAAGUUUCUGAAUAUGGAUAUGGAAUUUAUUUUUGAUUCUAUUCAAGCUUUUU
Messenger RNA from Etheostoma cragini (Arkansas darter), 897 nucleotides. It is a transcript of the gene ap1s3b, whose product is annotated as adaptor related protein complex 1 subunit sigma 3b. Gene Ontology annotation, cellular component: membrane coat; AP-1 adaptor complex; intracellular membrane-bounded organelle. Lineage: Eukaryota; Metazoa; Chordata; Actinopteri; Perciformes; Percidae. The transcript has 6 exons. The record is from RefSeq and is a predicted model, not a curated record. Gene Ontology annotation, biological process: intracellular protein transport; vesicle-mediated transport. The coding region runs from base 254 to 724 and encodes 156 amino acids. Gene Ontology annotation, molecular function: clathrin-cargo adaptor activity.